Molecule: messenger RNA, 2029 nt
Organism: Andrographis paniculata
Lineage: Eukaryota; Viridiplantae; Streptophyta; Magnoliopsida; Lamiales; Acanthaceae
Product: cytochrome P450 78A9-like
Exons: 2
Coding region: 157-1773 (538 amino acids)
Molecular function (GO): iron ion binding; monooxygenase activity; heme binding
Source: RefSeq, a predicted model, not a curated record
GAAUCUGGGCAUCAUUAUUCCCUCUCUCUCUCCCCAUCUCUCUCUCUAUAUAAACCCUCAACCAGACUGGCUCCUCGUUUCAAGCUCCACCUUCCUUAAAUUCCAAUCCAUAUAUACAUACAUACAUACAUACAUACAUACAUAUAUACAAUAUCCAUGGCGACUGACGUGGACAGUCUCUGGCUCCUGGUAGCCUUGGCUUCAAAAUGCGAAUCCAAGUCUAUGAACACCAUCACCAUCUUCUUCUCCUUCCUGCUACUCCUCCUGCUUUCAUGGCUACUCCUGAAUAUUUUCUACUGGGGAGCUCACCCCGCCGGCUCGGCUUGGGGGAAGCACCUUCUCAGCCGCGGCUUCAAAUCCAGCUCCACAAUUCCGGGCCCACGCGGAUUCCCAGUCAUUGGAAGCAUGAAUCUGGUCGCCGGCUUGGCGCACCGCAAAAUAGCCGCCGCCGCCGAAGCCAGCCGCGCCAAAAGACUGAUGGCCUUCAGCCUCGGCCAGACACGUGUCAUCGCCACGUGCCACGCUGACGUGGCCAGGCAGAUCCUCAACAGCUCCGCCUUCGCCGACCGCCCCCACAAGGAAUCGGCUUACCGGCUCAUGUUCGACCGCUCCAUCGGCUUCGCCCCCUACGGCCUCUACUGGACCAUGCUCCGGAAGAUCGCCGCCGCCCACCUCUUCUGCCCCAAACAGCUCCGGGACUUUGACCGCCACCGCCGCCGCGUAGGGCUCCAGCUCGCCGCCGCCGUUGCUUCUCGGGGACGCGCCGCCGGCAGCGUCCGCGUCCGGGAUUUCCUCAAAGACGCGUCGCUCUGCAACAUGAUGGCGUCUGUGUUCGGCCGGAGCUACAACGUCGGCGCAGACGACCCGGACGUCGGCGAAUUGAAGGAUUUAGUCGAUCAGGGGUACCAGCUACUUGGGGAGGUCAAUUGGUCCGACCACCUACCAUUUUUAUCCGAUUUUGAUUUCCAGAGAAUCAGGGUCAGGUGCUCCAGGAUUGUGCCACGUGUCAAGCAAUUCGUAGGCCAGAUCAUCGCCGAUCAUAAGAAGGCCGGCGGCGGCGAGAGAGACAGGGAUUUCGUGGAUAUUCUGCUCUCUCUGCAUGGGGCUGAUAGAUUGUCCGAUUCCGACAUGAUCGCCGUUCUCUGGGAGAUGAUAUUCAGAGGUACGGACACAGUGGCAGUGCUGAUGGAGUGGACACUAGCGAGACUAGCGAUGCACCCUGACAUCCAGUCAAAGGUCCACGAAGAGCUGGAUAAGUUUGUCGGGAGGUCACGUGCGGUGACGGAAUCCGACCUAACGGACCUCGUCUACUUAACGGCGUUAGUCAAGGAGGUCCUGAGGCUGCACCCGCCAGGCCCACUCCUCUCCUGGUCCCGCCUCUCCAUAAGGGAUUCCACGGUGGACGGGCAUCACGUGCCGGCGGGGACCACCGCAAUGGUCAAUAUGUGGGCCAUAAUGCGGGACCCGGAGGUCUGGGAUGACCCUUUGACCUUCAAACCCGAGAGAUGGUUGGUUGUUGGAGCGGACCACAUUCACAAAGACGUAGCGGCACCAUUCGGGUCGGGUCGGAGGUCGUGCCCGGGUAAGGAUCUGGGGCUGACCACGGUCAGCUACUGGCUGGCCACUCUUUUACAUGAAUUCGAAUUCCGCCAUGGCCAAACAUUGCCUGUGAACUUGAGCGAGGUUUUGAAGCUGUCGUGUGAAAUGGCUCAGCCGUUGGAGAUCAAGGUGCGAUCUAGACGGGAUUCGUCAACUUACGAGGAUGUCUAUUAAUUAAUUAAUUAAUAAUAAUUAUUAUAUAUCAGGACAGGAGAUAAUUAAUUAAUAAUAUACGCCCUCUAUUAUGGUGUGAUCAAUCGACUGUUAUGCUGCCCAUAUAUAAAUAAUUUAUAAUUUAUAAUUAUAUAUAUAUAUAUGUAUGUACACAUCCUUCUCCCCGUUGAUUUCUAGCUAGCACCUCAGUUCAUAUGUUGUAUAAUUUUUGUAUUUUUGUUUAUGAAAUAAUAAUAAUAUGUAUUUUUUUUUUUUU